Messenger RNA from Rotaria sordida, 681 nucleotides. The record is from the annotation of a GenBank genome assembly. Lineage: Eukaryota; Metazoa; Rotifera; Eurotatoria; Philodinida; Philodinidae.
AUGACGACUACUGACGAUAAUAUUGUUCAAAUUCAACAACCAUUUCCUGAUAAACUUGUUAUACCAGCUGCUGAAUCUAAUAAACAACCAAUUUUAGAUAUAUUACUCGAUAAUAUAAUACCUUCAUCAAUACCAGUUUCUAUUCUUGAAAUAGGUUCAGGUACUGGUCAACAUAUUGUUCAUUUUGCUGCUUAUUUUCCUCUUGCUACUUUUCAACCAUCGGAUAAUGAUUCAAAAUAUUUAAAAAGUAUUCAAGCUUAUACUGAUGAAUAUGAAGUAAAUGCAUUUACAAAAAAUGUAGCAUCACCUUUAUAUAUUGAUGUUCUUGCACCGAUUACAAUUACUAAACAAUCUUUUGAUUUUAUUUAUUGUUCAAAUUUUAUUCAUAUUACACCAAUUGAAUGUACACAAGGAUUAUUUAGAUUAGCUAAACAAGUUUUAAAAUCAGAAGGUAGUUUAAUUACUUAUGGACCUUAUGAUUUACUUGAUGAUGGACGAAUUACACCAGAAACGAAGCGACGUCUUCAUGCUUAUCUUCAAAUGCAAGAUCCACCUUGGGAUUUAAAAAAUAUUGAUGAACUUAAAAUUAUUGCUAAUGAUUAUCAUUUUGAACUUAAACAAAUAUUUGAUAUGCCUGUUAAUAAUAAAAUUUUAUGGUGGAUUAAAAAGAAUGAUUUAUGA